Molecule: messenger RNA, 6633 nt
Organism: Zootoca vivipara (common lizard)
Lineage: Eukaryota; Metazoa; Chordata; Lepidosauria; Squamata; Lacertidae
Source: RefSeq, a predicted model, not a curated record
CAUACGUUGCCCCUCUUCUUCCUCCUCCUCUUCUUCCUCGCAAGUCCGCUUCUGUCUCCGGAAUGAGGGGGGGGAGCCCCCCUCCCAAACUGCCUGCUUCUCCCGGAAGUGGAGCUUCUACGCCGGAUUGCUGCUCUGCUGCGCCAUAGCUCUAGGGGCGCGCGCUUUCGGAAAGGGGAGGGGAACCCCCCCCGUGGGAAAGAGAAUCGGGAGCGAGGAAAAAGAGACCAGGGCCUGCCUUCACCUGCAGCAGAAUUCCCCAACCCACCAAGGAUUUGAGAGCCAUCAGCUAUCCUCACCUGGUUUAGCCGGCCGGUUGAAGCCGUUGCUUGGAUCACGGCCGCUGUUGCAUGCUGACAGCUUCUGGAAGCCACAGGAUUUCCUUUCCUCCAACUCUGAGGAAGGUGAUGGACAAGACAGUCAGAAUUCCGGAAGACGGGACACCUUUCGUUUCACUGGGAAUAGUCACUAAAAUGUGUGAAAUGUGGAAUAUGCUUCACUGAAUGAGAACACAUAGUUCAUAUCAAGGAACUCAAACAGAGGAGAAACCAUUUAAAGAUAUGCAGAGUGGAAAAGGUUCCACUGAUAGUGGAAAACUUAGAACUCACAUGCACAAUAAACGAUUUAAAUGCAUGGAGUGUGGAAAGAACUUCAGUCAGAGUGGACACCUCAAUAGACAUCAUCAGACUCACACAGGAGAGAAACCAUUUAAAUGUAUGGAGUGUGGAAUGGUCUUUAGUGAGAAUGCAAACCUUAGAAGACACCAACGGGUUCAUACAGGGGAGAAACCAUUUAAAUGCUUGGAGUGCGGAAAGAGCUUCAGUUUCAAUGCAAACCUUAGAAUACAUCAGCGGACUCACAUGGGUGAAAAACCAUAUAAAUGCAUGGAGUGUGGGAAGAGCUUCAGUCAGAGUGGACACCUCAGAAGACAUCAUCAGACUCACACAGGAGAAAAACCAUUUAAAUGUAUGGAGUGUGGAAAGAGCUUCAGUUUCAAUGCAAGUCUUGGAAGACAUCAACAGACUCACACAGGAGAGAAGCCGUUUAAAUAUAUGGAGUGUGGAAAGAGCUUCAGUAAAAGUGUUCACUUCAAUAAACAUCACCAGACUCAGACAGGGGAGAAACCAUUUAAAUGCAUGGAGUGCGGAAAGUGCUUUAGAGAUAAUGGAAACCUUAGAAGACAUCAACAGAUUCACACAGGAGAGAAACCAUGUAAAUGUAUGGAGUGUGGAAUGAACUUCAGUCAGAGAACACAGCUCAGUAGACAUCAACAGAGUCACACAGGGGAGAAACCAUUUAAAUGCCUGGAUUGUGGAAAGAGCUUCAGUCAGAGUGCAUACCUUAAGUUACAUGAACGGACUCACACAGGGGAGAAACCAUUUAAAUGUAUCGAGUGUGGAAAGAGCUUCACUUUCAAUGCAUCCCUUAGAAGCCAUCAACGAACUCACACAGGAGAGAAACCAUUUAAAUGUAUGGAGUGCGGAAAAAGCUUUAGCAAGAGUGGACACCUCAAUAUACAUCAACAGAUUCACACAGGGGAAAAACCAUUUAAAUGUAUGGAGUGUGGAAAGAGUUUUAGUGAGAAUGCAAGGCUUAAAAUACACCAGCGGAUUCACACAGGGGAGAAACCAUUUCAAUGUAUGGAGUGUGGAAAGAGUUUUAGUGAGAAUGCAAGGCUUAAAAGACACCAGCGGACUCAACACAGGAGAGAAACCAUCUAAAUGUAUGCAGUGUGGAAAGAGCUUCAGUUACAAUAUAAGCCUUAGAAUAACCCAGCGAAUUCACACAGGUGAAAAACCAUAUAAAUGUAUGGAGUGUGGAGUGAACUUCAGUCAGAGUGGACACCUCAGUAGACAUCAGUGGACUCACAGUGGGGAGAAAACAUUUAAAUGUAUGGAGUGUGGAAAGAGUUUUAGUGAGAAUACAAGGCUUAAAAAACACCAGCGGAUUCACACAGGGGAGAAACCAUUUCAAUGUAUGGAGUGUGGAAAGAGCUUCAGUCUGAAUGGAAACCUUAGAAAACACCAAAGGACUCACACAGGGGAGAGAUCAUUUUAAUGUAUGAAGUACUGGAAAAAGCUUCAGUCAGAGUGAAAAUGGUUGAGGAAGACAUCCGCGGACGCAGUGGGGAGAAAGCGUUUAAUUGUAUGGCUUCAGUCAGAGUGGAAGUCCCACAUCAACAGACUGAUGGACAGGAAGAACUUUUAGAGUUGGAACCGUAGAAACCAACAACAAACUCAAAGAGGAUAAGCAAUUUAAAAGGAAAGAUUGCAGAAAGUUAUUUAGUUAUAAUGGAGUGCUUAAGGAACAUCUAGGGAGUCUCACAGGGGAGGACCCAUUUAGAUGUAUGGAGUGUGGGAGGUGUAUCUCUCAGAGUCAUUCUGAGCAAUGAACUCAGCAGGAAAUCAUUCUUAAAAACAUGAGGUAUAUGUGAAGUUCUGUUGUUUAUAUAUAAAAUUGUAUAGUACUGAAAUAAUGAAGGUAAUGUCUCACAAUAGUGAGUAUAAUUUUAGAUGUAAAGUAACUUUGGUUUUGGCCCCAAACUCUGUCACCCCCCUCCCCAACUGCAUGAUCUCCAAGCACUGCUUCUUCACCAGAAGUCCAUCCUUGCCCCCCAGGCCUUUUGAAGAAAACUUAAAAUGCUGUAAUUUAAUGGGAGAUUUCCCCCGGAUGUCUCCUGGGGGGCCCAUCUUCACUCAUGAGCCCCAUGAUUCACACAGAGUAAAACUACCAAAAACCUCUUAAACCAAUGGACUAGAUAUGAUCUCUCUACAUUAGAUCAAUACAUUUCUUUGCCUGAAAAAUGCAGCCAUGACACUUUCAAAGUCAACACCAACAGUUUGAAUUCUGCUUGGAAAUGUGCUGGGAGUCAGGGAAGAUCCUUUAGGACCAGUGAGAUGUGGUCUCGGCGGCUGCUCCCAUUCAGUUGCCGUUUCCAGGUCACCUUCAAAGGUAGCCCCAUGUAGAGCGCAUUGCAGUAGUCCUAGCGAGCGAUAGCCAGAGCAUGCACCACUCUGGCGAGACAGUCGGCAGGCUGGGAGGCUCUCAGCCUGCAUUUUCAUAUAAUUCUCUUUUAAUAAAAUACAAUCUGUAAAUUUUAAAUUCACCUUCCACAUCUUUUACCCGGCCUUCAAGUUGUAUAUUGUGACCUAGAUGCUGAGCCCAUUUUAUUUGUGCCGACUUUACCAUUUCGUCCAGCGUUUCCCCAUACAGCAGGAGAUUAUACCUUUUUAAAAGUAAUUUCGUAUGUCUUCCUUAAACUGUUCACUUAGUUGUCUAUGAUCUAAACAACUUUGUGAAUAGAUCUUCAAAUCCUCAAGUUCUUUCAGCUUUAGCCCUGUUUCCACCUCUAUUAAUAAUUUUCUGUACGACAGCCAAUUUUCUCUCUUACUAAGAGGUUUUAAUGCUAACGCUUCCACCGGCGAGAACCACCAUAGGGUUUUUGGUCCUAGAAAAUCUUUAUUUUUAUGCCAAACUUUUAUAAGGAUUUUUCUUUUUGUAUGAUUAUGAAAACCUUUGUUUUUAUCUUUCCCGUACCAUAAAUAUGAAUGCCAACCAAAUCUAUUAUCAUGUCCUUCCAGAUCUAACAUUUCAUCUCUCCAGUCCCAGGAUCACACUUCAAAAUGACCAUAACAGAUUAGACAACUGGGCCAAAGCAAACAAGAUGAAUUUUCCCCCCUCCCCCAAUAAUUUUUAUUUAUUUUCAAAUAAAGCAAAAUACAAAACUACAAAGACAUAAAAAGAAAAAAUAUAAAAAAUAUAUAAAAAAUCAAAACCUAAAUCUAGUUUCUUACCAUUGUAGACUUCCUCACCUCUUCCUCAAUGAGUUCAAUUUUCAUUUAUAUCUUAUAUCAAUCUAACAUAUAUAUUUUAUAAUCCUUAAAUAAUUUCUCAUUAUAUCUUAUAUCAUUCAACAUAUUUUUUCCUUAACCUUGAACAAUUUCGUAACACAUCUUGACUUAUACUUAAAUCAUAUCUAAUUUCAUAUUCACCAUCUAAUAUCAUUCCCCAAUUGAUCAAUUAACCUAAUUCUGGGGGAAAAACUAGUCCCUUUAACUUUUAUUUCUCCCCAAAGCCUAUAUCUCAUUCCCAAAAAUAUCCAUAUAAACAAGUACUACUUCAUCUAAUAAUAAUAAUAAUAAUAAUAAUAAUAAUAAUAAUAAUAAUAAUUUAUUUAUACCCCGCCCAUCUGGCCGGGUUAAGUUAAGUUAAACACUUAAAUCAGGCAUCCCCAAACUUUGGCCCUCCAGAUGUUUUGGACUACAAUUCCCAUCUUCCCCAACCACUGAUCCUGUUAGCUAGGGAUCAUGGGAGUUGUAGGCCAAAACAUCUGGAGGGCUGCAGUUUGGGGAUGCCUGACUUAAAUCUAGUUUGGUUUCCCCCCACCCCCACCCCCUGGAAUCUGUGUCUCCAGAUGACUCAGCCAGCUCCUUAGAUCAUUCCAGAUUCGGACCAUCUUAAUAAGAAAAAAUCAUAUAUUGAGAACUUUCACCCCACUCCCACUCUGACCCAUUCCAACCACUGCUCUGCCCUCUUCGUCUCCUGCUGUCUCCCCAGUUCUUUAACUGUUGCACAAUUCCAUCCAAUUGUAUUUCCACAUUUCAACCCUCUUCCAUUUUUUAUUCCCUUCAAACUCUGUCCCCAGCAUGCAUCCCCCCCCCCACUGGACGGACAACAUUCCAUGCUGGUUCUUCUUUGAAGGUCUUUUGGAUCAAACAUGAAUCCUGUCCCCCCCCCUCCCACUGGAGGAACAAUGAUCCAUGCCUCCUCCUCGUCUUCUUUAAAUAUUUCAUGAUUCAAGUCUAGUGGUAUUUCAACUUGGUUCUCUUCAUUCUCUGUUGGCAUUGAUACUUUUCCAUUGUGCUUACGCAUCUCAUCUCUAAAGUCCAAAAGGAAUUCCAAAAAUUGUUUUUCAAAAUCAACAAUGUCAGAUGUUGUAUCUUCCGUCACGCUAAUCAUCUCCGGUUUCAUGGGAAUAACAGCACAGGAAAUGGUGCUAAUUGUAUUUCCAAACCUCAGAAUCUAAAGUCACAUUCGGUCUCGUUCUCACUCUCAUUUUUUAAUCUUCUUCAUAACUUAGAAGUCUUAAAUCCAGUAAUGAAAAGAGCCUUUUAAAAAAAAAAUUACAACCUAAUAUUGUAGUCUCUCUUCAGUGUUGAUAGCUCUCAUCAGGGCCGUCUUAAGCAUAUCUGGCGCCGUGGUGCGAAAAUCCCUCAAGCGCCCCCCCCCCCAUUUCCCAGAGUUGAUGGUGACCUUUUUAGGGAGCAGACAUCACUUACAUAUUAUCUCUGCUUGGGGAAAGAAAACAGGAAACAUAAACUGUUUUGGUUGCCCGUUUAGUGUGUGCCGAGGUCCCCAAACCACCCCUCAAAGUAAAACACACUCCACACAGAAAUUUUUAAGGUUUUUGGCAUAAAUUUGGCCACAACUUUAUUAAAACACAAAAUAUGUUGCACAUAUCAUUGCACAUAUUAUUAAGUAUAUAACAACACACCACAUUGUUUUGCUUUUUCUUGCUUUUGUUUUGUUUUUGGUUUUGCCGUCACUGGUAAUGUUAAAUAUAUGCGUAGGGAUACGGACAAGUUUGGAAAAGCAGUUGUCAAAUUAUUUGAAUAUAUAUAAUUCAAAACAUCCACCGGAGUUGUGUCUGCAUUGAAAACAAUUGGCAAUAGUUCCAGCUCCUGAAAUAAAUCUUCUCCGUCUACCCGUAUAUCAGCCCCACUAUCAGCAGUCAAUUUCUGUUGUAAAUUUAAACACUGUGCUCUUCUCUGGCCUGUCUCUAAUUUUCUCCAUUUGCCUAUAUUUUGCAAAAAUGAAAAAAUGUUGUUGUGUUCACUUAACAGUUCAAAUCUUUCAUUUACUUUUGUGAUCGCCAGGUCGAACAAAUAAAAAUAAAAUUUUACUUUAAAGUCGUUCUGUGGAUCUGCAAUUUGCUCAUCGGUAUGCUCAUAACGGAAAAACCUUUUUCUGGCACGUGGGCGUGCAGUGCUUGUAAAGAUGGCUUCGCAUUCUAUUUCCUCGGCAAUUGAUUUAGCUUCUAACAACAUAGCGUCAAAGGCAGAGUUUGUACGCAUUGUUGCUAAGUUACUCUUGACCAGAUCUAUCAUUUUAACUGCUUCCAAAAGAACGACACCAGACUUUUGUAAGGUUUUACUUACAACAUUAAUUUUCGCUAAUAUGUUGUACCACGUUACUAAAGAACAAAUGAAUUUGAAAGACUUCAAUUUCAACAUCAAUGAACUUGCCAUGUUCCUUGUGUCACAAUCUCUCUUGUCAUCUGAAUAAAUAGAAUAGAAGGUGUCGUAAACCUUUUCGAUAUUAAAAUGAAGUGCUUUCAACGCCUCUACUCUACUUUCCCUUCGCGUGUUUGAUAAUGGUUUUAAAGUUAAAGUGGGCAUCUGGUUCAAGAGAAUUUGCCAACGUGUCAUCGACACAUAUAUUUCUUGAACAAUGGGAAAAAAGUUAGACACUUCCAUUGAGCUUUUAGCAGCAUCAUUAACUACUAAAUUGAGGCUGUGAGCAGCACAAGGAACGUAAAAAGCACGUGGAUUUAUAUCCAAUAUUUUUCUUUGGAGGCCUAUAUUUUUCCCUUUCAUAUUUGCACCAUUAUCAUAUCCUUGCCCUCGCAUGUUG